Messenger RNA from Protopterus annectens (West African lungfish), 779 nucleotides. It is a transcript of the gene FABP7, whose product is annotated as fatty acid binding protein 7. The record is from RefSeq and is a predicted model, not a curated record. NCBI's taxonomy places the organism in Eukaryota, Metazoa, Chordata, Ceratodontiformes, Protopteridae. Gene Ontology annotation, molecular function: fatty acid binding. Gene Ontology annotation, biological process: fatty acid transport. Gene Ontology annotation, cellular component: nucleus; cytosol. The coding region runs from base 115 to 513 and encodes 132 amino acids. The transcript is spliced from 4 exons.
CCUUGUGCACAAAGAAUUCAGCACUGGUACCUUAAGCUCUGUGCCCUAUUCAUCAACUCUAGCCUGCAGUUUCUAAACAUUUUUACUUGGUUCCUUCUGUCUGCAGCUAAAAAAAUGGUUGAAGCAUUGUGUGCCACUUGGAAACUAACUGACAGUGAGAACUUUGAUGAGUACAUGAAAGCACUAGGUAUUGAUUUUGCCACCAGAAAAAUUGGUAUGGUAACUAAGCCAACCAUUACAAUCAGCAAGGACGGGGACACAUUUACAAUUAAGACAGAAAGUACAUUCAAGAACACAGAAAUCAGCUUUAAGCCUGGAGAAGACUUUGAUGAGCAUACUCCUGAUAACAGAAACUGUAAGUCUACUGUGACCGUAGAUGGAGAUAAGUUAGUACACGUCCAGAAAUGGGAUGACAAACAGACAACGUUUACUAGAGAGGUUCAGGAUGGCAAAAUGGUCAUGACUCUCACCAUUGGAGAUGUUGUAGCUGUUCGCACGUAUGAGAAAGCAUAGACAUCAUUUCACAUUCUGACCUGUUUUCUGCAAGCAGAUCAUACGACCUACAGAGAUGGCAGCUGUUUACUGUGCAUAUGAAUAUGCACCUUGACAGUCUAUGUUUCCUUUGCAGGUCCACUACAGCACAUAUUUUUUUGUAACUGGAACAGAAAAUAAUUUACAGAGUUCCUCUAUUUUGUCUGAUGAAAAGAAGAUAAACAUUUUUAUAUGAAAUACGAUUUUCUGAAUGUGAAUGCAAAUGUAAUAAAUAUAUUUCACCUAAA